Messenger RNA from Heterostelium album PN500, 1932 nucleotides. Its product is annotated as acyl-CoA oxidase. Gene Ontology annotation, molecular function: fatty acid binding; acyl-CoA oxidase activity; FAD binding. The record is from RefSeq and is a predicted model, not a curated record. The transcript is spliced from 6 exons. Gene Ontology annotation, cellular component: peroxisome. NCBI's taxonomy places the organism in Eukaryota, Evosea, Eumycetozoa, Acytosteliales, Acytosteliaceae. The coding region runs from base 1 to 1932 and encodes 643 amino acids. Gene Ontology annotation, biological process: lipid homeostasis; fatty acid beta-oxidation using acyl-CoA oxidase.
AUGACUCAGAAUUUUAAACCUAGUAUAGAUAUAAAUGUAUUAUAUAGAAUUAGAAAUGGUCCACUUAAAGAUUAUCAAAGUGACAUAGAUGAAUUUCAAAAGUUGAUUGCAGACAACAGAAUAAAGUAUAAUGAAAUGUUUGAUGUCGAUAUGAAAACUCAGAAGCGAUUGACAAAUGACACUGUAAAGGAGAUCUGUAAGCUUGGAAAGAUGCAAGUCCAACUUCUGAAAGACGAUCCAAAGAAGAUGUUGGCUUAUCUCUAUGCUUUGUUUGCUCAAAUUGAAUUCUCUGCGAUUGCAAAGAUCGUUAUUCACUUUCAGUUGUUUGGUGGAACCAUCCUCGAGGUUGGAACCGACUAUCAUCAUCAGAAAUAUUUCAACGACAUUAACAAUUUCAAUAUUGUCGGUGGUUUCGCAAUGACCGAAAUGGGACAUGGUUCUAACGUCAGACAGAUCGAAACAACAUCAACCUACGAUUUAACUACCAAGGAAUUCGUUAUCAAUUCACCAUCAUUAUCAAGUACCAAGUUUUGGAUUGGAAAUGUUUCAAUGUUUGGAACUCAUGUUGUUUUGUUUACUAAAUUAAUAUUCCAAGGUCAAGAUAAAGGUGUUCAUGUCAUUAUCGUACCACUUAGAGAUCCAGUAACAAUGGAAGUAUAUAAAGGUAUUCAACUUGGUGAUUGUGGACAUAAAGUUGGAUGGAAUGGUAUUGACAAUGCUUGGAUUAGAUUCACAAAUUAUAGAGUACCAAGAGAGAAUCUUUUGAAUAGAUUUGCAACAAUCACAGAGGAUGGACAAUAUUUAACAAAUAUUUCAUCACCAAACAAACUCUUCCAAAUUACUAUUUCUCAAUUGGUAUUUGGUAGAUUGCUUUACAUUUUCGGACCAACUAUAUUCUUAGCAAUUGGAUUGAAGACCGCCAUUAGAUAUGCAUUCAGUAGAAGACAAUUCGGAGAAAAAGGAAAACCAGAAGAAUUGAUUAUUGAUUAUCCAACUCAUAAUAGAGUAUUACUUCCAAUGUUGGCUACAAACAUGGUGUUUGAAUUCUCUCGUAAUUGGAUUAUCGAUAAUUUACAGGAAUCUUCGAGAAGCGAUGAGAAGCGUGAGGAGUAUCACUCGAUUGUCAGUGGUGUCAAAGCGAUGGUCUGUGAAUUCACCAUCCAGUCGGUUUCUAAACUUCGUGUAUUCUGUGGUGGCAACGGUGUUUCCUCGUACAAUUAUUUCGGUGCCAUGCGAAACGAUCUCGAUGUCUUCCAGACUGCUGAGGGUGAUGGUGCCGUACUAUACCAACAGCUCAGCAAGUUCCUGCUCUCCGAGUACAAGAAGUGGUACAAGAAGCAAGGUAUGACUGGUUACAUCAUGAAGGAGGUACAAACAUUCUUGACAACCUCCAAUCCGAUCCACACUCACUACCGUUCGAUGCCAUAUCUCCUAUCGAAUGAAUUCCAUCAUCAUGCUUUCCUCUUUAGAUUUGAAAAGACCAGAUCCAUCGUAAUCGAUCAUCUUAAUCAAUGUAAAGGAAAAGGACUUUCAUUUUUACAAUCUUGGAAUGCUUCAUUGAUUCAAGUUGUUGAUUUAGCUAAAACAUAUACACAUUUAUUCAUUUUAGAGAAUGCUCAGAGAACCAUUCAAAAAGUAACAGAUCCAAUUACUAGACACGUUUUGAAUGAUAUCGUUAGAUUAUAUGCAUUGUAUAAUAUUGAACAGGAUGUUGGAUUCUAUCGUAAUUGGAAUUAUCUUUCAUCUGGAAAGGCACUUGCCAUCUCUGAGGCAGUCGGUGAACUGUGCAACACAUUGAAACCUUAUGCACUCUCAAUUCUAGAUUCACAUAAAUUCCAUGAGGAUUCAUUGAAUAUUCCAUUGGCUAAAAAGGAUUUGGAUUAUGUUAAGCAUAUGGCCGAUCGUGUUGGUAUUCCAUACAGUAGUUUAUAA